GUUUACAUCCACUGUCCACUCCAGUCGGCAGCUUUCCUCAAAGUCUGGCUUCGUGGUUUAUUGCCAGGGUCUGGCACACUGUCUGGCACUAGACAGAUGCCCUCAGCCUUUGGUUGGAUGAACGGAAGGUGAGCAAGAAAGGGAUGCCAGAGUCCUCCGCGAGACUGAAUGAGGAGGAGGAGGAAAAUGGGACGGUGCGGAGCGAAGAAUCCGAAAGUACUUGUGUGAUGGAGAAAGAAAUGGAAAAAGGCGUCCCAGAGGCUGGAUCGGGAAGACCGGAGGCCUGAGGAAUCAGUGUGGUGUGUCCGGUUGCAGUGUCUGGUAGUUGGAGGAAGGAUGCCUGCCUUGUGGGCAACUGGACCAAUGUUACUCUAAUGAAGACUGGCUUCCUUCAGUUACUUCUGCAUCCUACCCCUUAUGUCUGGAUUCAGUUCUCUUCAUGAGGAGUCAUUAGUGAGCAUUCAGGGGAGCUCUGUCUCAAAGGUUUUGGUCAUAUUUAACAUUUGUAUGCAUUUGGAAUAGGAAAGAUGUUCACAUCAACUAAGUCAUGUUGCCAGAAAAGAAUGUCAUAUUGUCCAGCAUGCUUUGCUCACCGUAUCCUGAGGUCCACUGACCAUGAACCUCAACUCCUCCCUCGGCUACAGGAAAGAGCUGAGCAACCUCACUGCUGUGGAGGGUGGUGAAGGGGGCGCCGUUGUCACCGAGUUCAUCGCCAUCAUCAUCAUCACCGUGUUUGUCUGCCUGGGCAACCUGGUUAUUGUGGUCACUUUGUACAAGAAGUCCUACCUCCUUACUCUCAGCAACAAGUUUGUCUUCAGCCUGACCCUGUCCAACUUCCUGCUGUCCGUGCUGGUGCUACCGUUCGUGGUGACUAGCUCCAUCCGGAGGGAAUGGAUCUUUGGCGUGGUCUGGUGCAACUUCUCUGCCCUCCUCUACCUGCUGAUCAGCUCAGCCAGUAUGCUCACUCUUGGAGUCAUUGCCAUCGACCGCUAUUAUGCUGUCCUGUACCCGAUGGUGUAUCCUAUGAAGAUUACGGGGAACAGAGCUGUGAUGGCUCUUGUCUACAUUUGGCUUCACUCCCUCAUUGGCUGCCUGCCGCCCCUAUUUGGUUGGUCAUCAGUGGAGUUUGAUGAAUUCAAGUGGAUGUGUGUGGCUGCAUGGUACCGGGAGCCUGGCUACACUGUCUUCUGGCAGAUCUGGUGUGCCCUGUUCCCCUUCGUCAUCAUGCUGGUGUGCUAUGGCUUCAUCUUCCGUGUAGCCAGAGUCAAGGCCCGCAAGGUGCACUGUGGCACAGUGGUCAUUGUGGAGGAGGACGCCCAGAGGAGUGGGAGGAAAAAUUCCAGUACCUCUACCUCCUCUUCAGGCAGUAGGAGAAAUGCCUUUCAGGGCGUGGUCUACUCGGCCAACCAGUGCAAAGCCCUCAUCACCAUCCUGGUGGUCAUUGGUGCCUUCAUGGUCACCUGGGGCCCCUACAUGGUUGUCAUCACCUCUGAGGCACUCUGGGGGAAGAACUAUGUCUCCCCGACACUGGAGACUUGGGCCACAUGGCUGUCCUUUACUAGUGCCAUCUGUCAUCCUCUGAUCUAUGGACUCUGGAACAAGACUGUUCGCAAGGAGCUCCUGGGCAUGUGUUUUGGGGAUCGUUACUACCGGGAGUCAUUUGUGCAGCGACAGAGAACCUCCAGGCUCUUCAGCAUUUCCAACAGGAUCACAGACCUGGGCCUGUCCCCACACCUCACGGCACUCAUGGCAGGUGCCCAACCCCUGGGACACAGCAGCAGCACUGGUGACACUGGCUUCAGCUGUUCUCAGGACUCAGGGACGGAUGUGAUGCUGCUGGAAGAUUGUGCGUCUGAUGACAACCCUCCCUCCCACUGCACUUGCCCACCCAAGAGGAGGAGCUCUGUGACAUUUGAGGAUGAAGUGGAACAGAUCAAAGAGGCUGCCAAGCACUCUGUUCUUCAUGUGAAGGCUGAAGUACACAAGUCCUUGGACAGUUAUGCAGCCAGCUUGGCUAAAGCCAUUGAAGCUGAAGCUAAAAUCAACUUAUUUGGGGAGGAGGCCUUGCCAGGGGUCUUGUUCACAGCACGGACUGUCCCAGGGGCUGGCUUUGGGGGCCGCCGAGGCAGUAGGACUCUAAUGAAUCAGAGGCUGCAGCUACAGAGCAUUGAAGAAGGGAACAUCUUAGCUGCAGAACAGAGGUGAGGGGCUCAGGGGACUGGGGCCACAGCAGAGCUACUGGAGUGUGAAAGGAUUCCCCCUACUGCCUGUGCCAGGGCCCUGGAACACAUCAUCUCUCUCAGUGGGACAAAUGUGGGGAAGGAAACAUCUGGUGUACAGCCACCAGAAGGACUGAAAUUGUCUCCAAGUCUCUGACUUUAGUACCUGCUGGGAGAGCACAUGUGGGCUGCUUCUAGGUCCCAGGGAUGGACCCAGAGACUUUCAAAGCACAAAGAAAAAGCAGCUGGAGAUGUGACUGGGGCUUGGGGAGGUGGGGUAUACUGGGGAACUAGAGACCACAGGCUUAACAGGAAGCCACCCUGUGGAUCAUCUUCAUAACCUGUACCCAGCCUGGUCCAGUCACACAUACUCUCAGAGAGGCUUCCGGAGGUGAACCCUGCUCAGUGACCUCACAGGACAGCACAGCCCCUCUCAGUAUUGCAAGCCCAUCCAGGGCUCCAUGGGGGUUGAUCUAGACUGUGGGGUUACCAGCACUAGAUGGUCCAGAGAGCACUCAAGAGCAGAGCACUCUAGAUCUCUCUUGCCCUGGUUAUGACUUAGCCUUGGUGGGACCUCCUGUUGAUGCAAGUAGGAACAGCCCACAGGCCAUCUAGGAUGGGCCCCACCCCAUCCACCUCCUUGUUGAUUCUUUGGUAUUUGAAAAGGGAGAAACCACUAUAAAAGACAGAAGGGAGAGUACCAGGUAUUUCAUUUCCAGAAUUUAAAAAACAAUUGAAUAAAAACAAUUGGUCAGGGUCUAUCACAAGACUGGGGCUGUGAUGUCAAGCUGCGGGGGCGGGGGGCAACUCAUGACAUACAAAAUGAGAUGCUUGAGUGACUAACAAACACACAGGUGGCCUCAACUUGGGGCAGGCCUAAGGUAAAAGGAACUGAGUUUGCAACCUCGGUUAUUGGUGUAGCUUGGCCUUUGCAUGUGUCACUUACAUAUACUGUUACUUCUCUAGGUUGUUUGUGAAAUGAUUCCAGCUCUGGUCUUUGAUGUCUUCUGAAUUUGUAACAGAGAUGGGAACAAACUGAAACAUGACCCAUGAACCAGCAUUUGUAUGCUUUUGAGUGUGGCCCUAGUGAGCACACGAAAAGCUACCUGCCCACUCUGGUCCUGUGUUCUGGUACCACUCGAUUGUUUAGAGCAAUGCAAACAACUGAAUGCCAACCACUGAGACACAAGUGUGAAGAAAGAGGGUCCUGCAGCUGAGGGGGAGGGCAGGUGGGAUUGUUGGCUUGGCCCCCUCGGUCUCUCUUUGAGCUAGAACCAGUAGUUUGGUUGAGUGGUUGCUGUGGUGACUCUGGAAGCCAGUCAGUCCCCUUCCUCUGAGUCUGGGUGCUUAAAUAAGCGUUGUUCAGGACUCUCCUUGCUUUGGUGAGCAGAGGUAGACUCCAAGGUGAACCUGCCCUGUCUGCUACUAGGCAGCUAUUCCAGAAAGUGAAUUACCUUUCAAGUGUUUUCUUUAGGAUCUGCACAGCUGCUAGUGGUGCAGUGUCUUUUUCCUCUGGUCCCCCGGUUUGUAGGAUACAGAAGACAUGAACCAUGGGGCCUGCUUCUGUGCAGUUAAUUUCAUUAACACCACCAACUCUGGGUCAGUAGUGCUGGGGGCUGGAGAGGUUCUAGAGGAAGUAGUAGGCAGUAGAGGCCAGGUGCUGCUGUUGCUCCUGGCAGCACUCCUGUGUAUGUUUAUAUAUUCCGUAUAUACCCUUUUCUGUCUGAAGGGAUCAUAUUCCUUACUAACCAGUAUGCACAAAAGGUGGACAGAAACCUUGACCUCUGGGAUGAGUUGCCAGUUAGUGCAAUAAAUUGGCUUAAGACCCAAAGGUUGGAGAGCUCUUUCCUGAUUGCCCUGGGCUGGGCUCUAUAGAAGAUCCCGAGGCCUCUGAGCCCUCCUGGCUGACCCCAUAUUUGCUGGAACAGCAAAAAACUAACCUAGAAACAUUGCGUUUCACUGUCAUGCUCCUCCUUUUUUUGUUUUUAAAUUGAGUGAGGCCCAUUCAUUCACUCAUCUGACACUGCAGGUCUGCAGAGCACCUCAAUACAUGGUAAUACCAGAGUGCUUGCCAUCUAAAAGAGAUGCCUGGGAGAUACUGAUGCUGAUGCAGAGCAUCAGGCAAAUAUUACAAAACUGUGCUCCAAAUCAGAUGAGUACUGCAGCCAAGGUGCUAAGGAUAGGUCUGUGAAAUAGGUGACUGAGCUGUUUUGUUUUAGAGUUUGUUUCAUAUUCAGGAAUUCCAAUUUUCCCAUUUAAGCUAGAGAGAGAAGUGGGUGGGGAGAGAGAAGAGGUAGUCCAUACAUUCUAUCAUCCUCCUUUGGAGAACACUUGCAUUUGUGUAGAAGCCCAGCAACCCAACUAAACCCAGCCCCAUUAACUGCAAAGUACUGUACAGUGGCAGGACUGAGGUUUUCCUGAGGGAACCCAUGGGUAGGGGCAGGUAGGACAGUUGGUUACUUGAUGCUUAAAUACCUCAGUCCUGUGUCUUUGGAUUCUGACAAGUUUUUUAUCAAGACUUCCCCCUGACUUGCCUCCUGUGCUGUGCUCCUGAUGCCAGCUAUGGGGGCUGCUGUAUCCCCGAAGGCUUGCCCCCCCCCCCCCACUACAGUGCAUACAAUCAGCACUGGGAUUCAGGACCUAAGACACAAGGUGGCAGCAGUGUGGUUGUGAGACACAAGAUGAUUAACAUGGAGACUUGUUGGCUGCAGGCAGAAAGCUCUUCCCCUCUGAGCCCAAGGACUGCAGGCCUUGGCCUUGGCAGGUGAUCCCUACCUUAUGUGAACCCAUUCGAGUUCACAGGUUCUGCCUGCACUGAGCUGUGUGCUCCUAAGUGAAAUAAUGCUCCUGGGACAGGCAGGGUGGAGGACCCUUAGGACCAUGGUUACCUGGUGCUAAUGUUCUUAGAUUCUCAUUUGUAUGUGGUUUCACCUCCCAGCAAAGAAUUAGACCACCACCAAUGAGAUUAACUCAGUAUUUGCAAUAGGGCACUGUUGUUUGGGUCAGGACAAGAGGCAAAAGCAUUGCUACAGUGAGGGAUCUUGCGAGUCUGUUAAGAUACAGCUGUGUGAGGGUUUCUUCCAAAUGAACAAUGUGCUUCUGAGACAGACGACUACAAAUUAGGGACAUUCCUCAGGUGGACCUUACAAUGAACUGAAAUGUGUCCAGCCUUGAGCCUUAUCUAUCUCCUGCAUGGAAGGAAUAGUAAGGGUGAUGUGGCUAAACAAGAGGUCAACAAGUAGCAUGUGCUAAGUCCUACUUGAACAUCUAAGAGCCUAUUUUGUGCUAGGUACUUAGUUGGGAACUUGAGAUGCUCUAUCUCCCCCUUGCUUCAGUGUGCAGAUGGGGUAUGGUGAUGGGUGUAAGUUCAGAUCUCUGGCUGCCACUUACUAGCUAGUAUUCCUGGGCAAGUCAUUCAGUAUUCUUACAUCUGUAAAAUGAAAUUUUGUAAUCUAUUUGUACAUGGGGACACAAUACAGGAAUGCUGCCCUCAUAAGGUGAUUGUAUGGACUACGGGAAGACAUGCUUGUGGAGUUUCCAGCACAGGAUAUGGGGUAACUGAUGGAGCUGAAGCCUUCCUGUUUUAGAGGGAUCUCUAACAAGAAGUGAGACUCUUGGAAAGAUAACUAGCCAAUGUAGGAUAACUAAGUUGAUGUUGAGGGCUGUUGCCAGAAUUGUUUGCUAUGCAGUGCAAAAAGACUUCUGGGAAGUGAUGCGGUGAGGAAGGGAAGGCAGUAGAAAGGAGGGUGCAAAGGCUGAGUAGCAUUCGGAACACAAGAGGUUUGCAGGAACAAAAUGAGCUUUUCUAUUAAAGUCUUCCUUUCAUGUUAAUGGCGUGAUUGCAAAAAGCUGAACUAUUUAUACAUUGCCCUGAGUCAAAGAUAAUGUGUAAAGCCCCAAAUCACAUCAAUUCAGCCUUGACCUUCCUUACACCAAGAAAAGAAUUCUCCCCUCAAAGUGCCUUUAGGUGCUGAAGACCACUCUGUCCAGCAGUGAUGGUGAAUUGUGGCUCUUGGUCCCCAGAAGCACUAGUCUUCCAGGCUUCUGGGGGAAGGGGCAGAGGGAGUACAGGUCCAUACCAUUAUCAGAAUGUGAACAAACCCUAGGAAGCCUGUGGGAGGGAAAGGGGAAAUCAAGUCUUUACCUGAGCCAUGGACCGUGGUUGUGAUUAGCCCAUCAAGGACUACAAGAAGCAUCAGGUUGGUAUUGUCCUGGGGAUCAGUGAGAGGGGAUACAUAGACUCCAGGAUGGUCAAGGGAAACCAAGGUCUCAAAGUGAGGUGAGCCAGAGUCAGGGCCAAAUCCCAGGUCUUGGUCAUGAGAAAGAAGGAGCUAGCUUUGUCGUUCAAGGAUGAGAAAUGGGGAUUAAAAGUCAUCUUAUCACAGUAGGCCAGCUGGACUUCAUUAGCUAGGUGAAAAGAACCAAGGGGUUUUUGGGUAUUAAUAUCUGUUGGCCAGGCUUAAAAAAACUGAAGGUCCAAAGUAAGGCAACUGAUUUUCUGGCAAGAAUUCAAAGCACAGGA
Messenger RNA from Nannospalax galili (Upper Galilee mountains blind mole rat), 6741 nucleotides. It is a transcript of the gene Gpr161, whose product is annotated as G protein-coupled receptor 161. Gene Ontology annotation, biological process: G protein-coupled receptor signaling pathway. The transcript has 9 exons. Lineage: Eukaryota; Metazoa; Chordata; Mammalia; Rodentia; Spalacidae. The record is from RefSeq and is a predicted model, not a curated record. Gene Ontology annotation, molecular function: G protein-coupled receptor activity. The coding region runs from base 616 to 2205 and encodes 529 amino acids. Gene Ontology annotation, cellular component: membrane; recycling endosome.